GGAGGCGACGGUGUCUGAGGAAAGGCACCGCGUGCGGGCUGCCAACGCUGGCCUCCCGGCUUGGGGGAAGCGAGAAUACCUGCCCCUGUCCGCUUUCCUUUGGUGGUCCGUUCACAGCUAGUCCCGCCUGGAGAUGGCUGACGAUCUUGGAGACGAGUGGUGGGAGAACCAGCCUGCAGGAGCAGACGGCAGCCCAGAAGCAUCAGAUGAUGAAGGAGGAGGAGACCCAGAAAUGAUGCAGCAAGAGACAGUUCCAGUUCCUGCCCUGUCAAAGAAAACUGAACAGCCUAAAGAAUGUUUCUUGAUACAACCAAAGGAAACAAAAGAAGAUGCCACCAAGACAAGGAGGAGAAAAAAGAAGAAAAUUACUGAUGUUCUUGCAAAAUCAGAGCCAAAACCAGGGACCCCUGAGGACCUACAGAAGUUGAUGAAGGACUAUUACAGUGGCAGUCGCUCAGUGAUUGAAUUAGAAGAACUAAACCUACCAGACUCCUGUUUCCUCAAGGCCAAUGAUUUGACUCAUAGUCUUUCAUCAUACCUAAAAGAAAUCUGCCCUAAGUGGGUAAAACUUCGGAAGAACCAUAAUGAGAAGAAAUCGGUCCUGAUGCUGAUGAUCUGUAGCUCUGCUAUCCGGGCCUUGGAGCUCAUUAGGUCAGUGACAGCAUUCAGAGGAGACAGCAAAGUUAUAAAAUUAUUUGCAAAACACAUAAAGGUCCAGGAGCAGGUAAAGUUGCUGGAGAAGCGUGUUGUGCACUUGGGUGUAGGAACACCAGGGAGAAUUAAAGAACUCAUUAAACAAGGUGGCCUUAAUUUGAACCCCUUAAAGUUUCUGGUUUUUGACUGGAACUGGAGAGAUCAGAAGUUGAGAAGGAUGAUGGACAUUCCCGAGAUAAGAAAGGAGGUUUUUGAACUUCUGGAAAUGGGAGUCCUCAGUCUAUGCAAGUCUGAAUCUUUGAAGCUGGGCCUUUUCUAAGUCUGGGUCCUAAUGAAAAUUCCAGUUUUUAUGGUGGGAUUUGCAUCUCAUUUAAUAGCUCUGGAAUAUUGCAAGGACUCAGUAAAUAUCAGCUGUUGUUGUAUUACAUUAACUGCAUCACCAGAUGAAUCACUAGAAAUUUUUGGUGGAGAUUCUUUGACAAAAAUGAAGCUGCCCUUUGCCAACUUCUUUGUAUAAUAAAGUAUCACCAGCUUGUGUAUGAUUUUUGUUGAGCAGAGUGAAUUUUUCUUUCACCA
Messenger RNA from Zalophus californianus (California sea lion), 1230 nucleotides. It is a transcript of the gene CMSS1, whose product is annotated as cms1 ribosomal small subunit homolog. Gene Ontology annotation, cellular component: nucleus; 90S preribosome. The coding region runs from base 134 to 973 and encodes 279 amino acids. The record is from RefSeq and is a predicted model, not a curated record. Lineage: Eukaryota; Metazoa; Chordata; Mammalia; Carnivora; Otariidae. The transcript has 10 exons.